Molecule: messenger RNA, 664 nt
Organism: Neogale vison (American mink)
Lineage: Eukaryota; Metazoa; Chordata; Mammalia; Carnivora; Mustelidae
Gene: TMEM240
Product: transmembrane protein 240
Exons: 4
Coding region: 31-552 (173 amino acids)
Source: RefSeq, a predicted model, not a curated record
CGGCGCUCCGGCCCGGCCCGGCCCCGCCCGAUGUCCAUGAGCGCGAACACCAUGAUCUUCAUGAUUCUGGGGGCGUCGAUCGUGAUGGCCAUCGCGUGCUUGAUGGACAUGAACGCACUGCUGGACCGAUUCCACAACUACAUCCUCCCGCACCUGCGGGGCGAGGACCGCGUCUGCCACUGCAACUGUGGCCGGCACCACAUCCACUACGUGAUCCCUUACGACGGGGACCAGUCGGUGGUGGACGCCUCCGAGAACUACUUCGUGACCGACAACGUCACCAAGCAGGAGAUCGACCUCAUGCUGGGGCUGCUGCUCGGCUUCUGCAUCAGCUGGUUCCUGGUGUGGAUGGACGGCGUCCUGCACUGCGCCGUGCGCGCCUGGAGGGCCGGCCGGCGCUACGACGGCUCGUGGACCUGGCUGCCCAAGCUGUGCAGCCUGCGGGAGCUGGGCCGGCGGCCGCACAGACCCUUCGAGGAGGCGGCCGGCAACAUGGUGCACGUGAAGCAGAAACUCUACCACAACGGCCACCCGAGCCCGCGGCACCUCUGAGCCGCACGCAGGACUCGCGGGGCUUCGGCCGACGCGCCCACGCACACGGGACUGGACGGCCGCCCCGGGCCAGGGCGCCCGCGGCCGCCGGGCGUGUCCAGCGGAAGGUGCU